Molecule: messenger RNA, 6423 nt
Organism: Hansenula ciferrii
Lineage: Eukaryota; Fungi; Ascomycota; Saccharomycetes; Phaffomycetales; Wickerhamomycetaceae
Gene: BRR2
Product: ATP-dependent RNA helicase BRR2
Exons: 1
Coding region: 1-6423 (2140 amino acids)
Cellular component (GO): nucleus
Molecular function (GO): ATP binding; ATP hydrolysis activity; nucleic acid binding
Source: RefSeq, a predicted model, not a curated record
AUGUCUGACAAUAGCAAAUACAAAUAUGAAGAGAUGUCAAAUAAAGUCCUAAGGCAGGACAGGAAACUUUUAUCCAAUAGAGCUGAUCCACUGAAAGAUGCUGCUCUUUCAGCUCCAACUUCUCUUGCUGGUAAAGUCUCUUUGAAAGAUUUAGGGACUAGAUCUGUUGAACCUGAAGCUAAGGAAGAGAAUGAUAUAGCUAAAACAAUAACUGACCAAGUGAAGAACAAAGAGGUAAAGAAACGUCAAGCAAAUUUAAAGACAACUCGUUUGAAUAAUUCAUCCUUGCUGGAUUCUGGUAAUGUUGAAAGAUUAAAGUACUACCCCAAAUCACAAGAAACAAACGAAGCGUAUGAAAGUUUAGUAUCUUGGGUUUCCGAUCAAUUUGGUAACGAUAUUCAACAUAGUACUGCUAUAAGUGCAACAGAUUUAGUUCUAGAGGCCCUUAAAGAUGAAUCAUUUACAGAGCUACAGAAGAAGAAGCUUAUUGAAGAAAUAUUGGACUUCAAAAUUGAAGAUCUUCCAUUUUCUAAUGCCAUCAAGAUCUCAAACGGAAUCACUGAUUAUGAAGAAGAAGCUCAAGCUCAAGGAGAAGAAGCAGGUGUUGCUGUGGAUUUUGACGAAGAGGAAGAAGGAGGAGAACAAGAUAGUGAAGACGAAAGUGACGAUGAUUUCGCAGGUCCUGCACUAGACGAUUUCGUACAAGAUAACGAUGAAGAGGAAAAAGAUCAAAGCCAAGAAGGUGAAGAGGUGAUACGAUUCAACCAGAAAGGCACAGAAGCACAUAAAGCUCUAUCAAUUAAAGAUAUUGAUGCAUUUUACCUUCAAAGACUGGUUUCUAGCCAUCAUACUGAUCUGGAUGCUUCUGCUGUACAAUCAUUAUCAUCAGGAUUACUUGAACUCAUUGAAUCAUCAUUAGCUGGAAAAGAAUUUGAACAACGCCUUUUACAGAUAGUUGAUUCAGAAAAAGUUGAGCUUGUGCAAUUGCUAAUAACGAACAGAGAGGCUAUAUUAUGGGGAAUAAAGCUUGCUAAAGCCAACCCCGAAGAACGUCAAUCCAUCUUGACAGCCCUUGAAUCAAGUGAAUCAAAACAUCUUUUAGAAGACUUAGAUGAUUCUGAUGAAAGUCUACCAAUUUCCAAAAGAAGAAAAACUGAUUCAGUCAACACUGCAGAUGUUUCAAUAACAAGGAAACCAAAAAUUGUUAAUUUGGAUGACUUAGCAUUCGACCAAGGUUCACAUUUAAUGACAACCACUAAAGUCAAUUUACCUAAAGACUCUUUCAAAAGAACCAAGAAGAACUAUGAAGAGAUUCAUAUACCAGCUCCACCAAAACCAUCUGAUGAAGCUGAAUUGGUACCAAUUUCGACAUUACCUGAAUGGGCAAGAGAAGCGUUCCCAAGUGCAGAAACUUCAACUUUAAACAGAAUUCAAUCCAAAGUUUAUCCAACUGCAUUCAACAAGGAUUCAAACAUUUUACUUUGUGCACCUACAGGUGCAGGUAAAACCAAUGUUGCAAUGCUUACAAUUUUACGUACUUUGAGUAAUUACAGAAGAGAAGAUGGUACAUUUGAUUUGAAUAAUUUCAAAAUUAUUUAUAUUGCCCCUUUAAAAGCUUUGGUACAGGAACAGGUACGUGAAUUUUCUAGAAGAUUAGAAGUAUUUGGAAUUAAAGUUGAAGAAUUAACUGGUGACUCUAACUUAACAAAACAACAAAUUUCUGAAACUCAAAUGUUGGUUACAACUCCAGAAAAAUGGGAUGUUAUUACAAGAAAGAAUUCAGAUACAAGCUAUACAAAUUUAGUAUCUUUACUGAUUAUUGAUGAAAUCCAUUUAUUGCAUGAUGAGAGAGGUCCAGUUUUAGAAAGUAUUACUGCAAGAACUUUAAGAAAUGUAGAAUACUCUGGAAGAGAUGUUAGAUUAGUUGGUUUAUCUGCUACUUUACCAAAUUAUGAGGAUGUUUCAAGAUUUUUGAGAGUUGAUGAAGAUGAAGGCUUAUUCUACUUUGAUGCUUCAUAUAGACCAUGCCCAUUGGCCCAACAGUUUAUUGGUAUCACAGAAAAGAACUCUUUCAAGAAAACCAUUUCAAUGAAUGAAGCAUGUUAUGAUAAGAUUUUGGAAGCUGCUGGUAAGCAUCAGGUUAUUAUUUUUGUUCAUUCAAGAAAAGAUACAUUUAGAACUGCAAAAUGGUUGAGAGACAAGUUGCUGGAAGAAGAUAAAUUAAAUUUAUUUAUGAAGUCAGAUUCUGCAAGUAUAGAAAUUUUGAGACAAGAAUCUGAAAAGGUGAAAGACACAGGCCUUGCAGAAUUGUUACCAACUGGGUUUGCAAUUCACCAUGCUGGUUUGGCUAGGGAUGAUCGUUCAGCAGCAGAAGAUCUAUUUGCUGAAGGUUAUGCUCAAAUUUUAGUCUCAACUGCCACUUUGGCUUGGGGUGUGAAUUUACCUGCACAUACUGUUAUUAUAAAAGGUACAGAAGUUUACGCACCGGAUAAAGGUGACUGGACUCAACUUUCUCCCCAAGAUAUUUUACAAAUGUUAGGGAGAGCUGGUAGACCUAGAUAUGAUGCAAGCGGUGAAGGUAUUAUCAUAACGUCACAAUCUGAAAUCCAAUAUUAUUUAGCUGUUUUAAAUCAACAGUUACCUAUAGAGUCUCAAUUAAUGGGUAAAUUAGCUGAUAAUUUGAAUGCUGAAAUAACACUAGGUACUGUGAAGACUUUACAAGAAGGUAUUGAUUGGUUGGGGUAUACUUAUCUUUACGUGAGAAUGCUCAAGUCUCCUGAUAUCUAUAGAGUUGGACCAGAGUAUAAAGAUGACCAUUACUUGGAAUGGAAAAGAGCAGACUUAGUACAUUCUGCUUUAACAAUUUUGCACCAAAAUAAUUUGGUAAUCUAUAACACAGCAGAUGGAUCCAUACAGUCUACUGAAUUGGGUAGAAUCUCAUCACAUUAUUAUAUCAGUUAUGAAUCUAUGUCAUAUUAUAAUAGACAACUAAGAUCAUAUUCUUCUGUCAUUGAUGUAUUCAGAAUUUUUUCAUCAUCAUCAGAAUUCAAACUCAUUCCAGUUAGACAAGAAGAAAAGGCUGAAAUUAACAAGCUGAUUGAGCGUGCACCAAUACCAAUUAAAGAAGAUGUUAAUGAUCCUAGGGCAAAAGCUAACGUAUUAUUGCAAUCAUACAUCUCAAGAUUAUCAUUAGAUGGGUUUGCGCUGAACGCUGAUAUGAUCUAUAUCACUCAAUCAGCUGGUAGGUUAUUAAGAGCUAUUUAUGAAAUUGUACUGAAGAAGGGAUGGGCUGGUCUUGCAAAAUAUUUAUUGGAUUUAUGUAAGAUGGUUGAACAACGAAUUUGGUUAUCAAACUCUCCAUUUAGACAGUUCCCUGAUUGUCCUCCAAAAGUCAUCAAAAAUACAGAAAGUUCAAAUUUGCCUUGGUCUGAAUACUUUAAUUUAAGUGAUCCAAGUGAAGUUGCACAAGCCAUUCGUGACGAUACAUCUGCCAAAAAAGCUUUUGAUUUGAUCAAAAAGUUCCCUAAAGUUACGAUGAGAUGUUCUGUACAAACAUUGACACCAAGUUUGUUGAGAUUUGAAUUAGAUGUUUUACCAGAAUGGUCAUGGGAUCCACAAUACCACAAUAAUUCCGAGUCCUUUAUCUUAUUAGUUGAAGACACAAAUGGUGAAAAGAUACUUCAUUUUGACUCAUUUUUAGUUCGCAGAAAGUACAUCAACCAAGAGCAUUUAGUUGAUUUCACUGUCCCAAUUGAUGUUCCAAUACCACCGAAUUACUUUGUUACUCUGAUUUCAGAAAAAUGGUUACACUGUGAAUAUAGAAUCCCAGUUGUUUUGAACUCAUUGAAAUUACCAAAGAAAUUUCCAGCACCAACACCAUUGCUUGAUUUACAUCCAAUCCCAGUGACAGAUUUAAAGAUUCCAGAUUUCAUUGAAGCUUUUGAUUUUACUCAUUUCAACAAGUUCCAGUCUCAAGUUUUCAGUGCGUUGUACCAGUCAAAUGAAAAUGCUUUUGUAGGCGCUGUUAAAGGAUCAGGAAAGACAGUUUUAGCAGAACUUGCCUUGUUACACCAUUGGAGACAAAACAAAGGCCGUGCAGUAUACAUUUGUCCUUCUCAAGAGAAGAUUGAUUUAUUGGUACAGGAUUGGAAAGAAAGAUUUGGUGAUAUUGGCGAUGGUAAAGUUAUCAAUAAAUUGUCAAAUGAUCUUUCUGCAAAUUUGAAGACCUUAGCAGAAAGUCAUGUUAUUAUCGCUACUCCUCAACAGUUUGACGUUGUCUCACGUCGUUGGAAACAAAGAAGAAAUAUUCAAUCCAUUGAACUCUUCAUUGCAGAUGAUUCACAAAAUGUUGGUAAUGGUGCAGAAGGUUCAAUUUAUGAAAAUAUUAUUUCAAGGGUUAGAUUUAUGUCAAGUCAACUUGAGUCAGAGUUGAGAAUUGUCGCAUUAAGUACAUCUCUAGCCAAUGGUCGUGAUUUUGGUGAAUGGAUCGGUGCUGAUAAAAGCAAAAUUUUCAAUUUUUCCUCAAAAGAACGUAUUAGACCUUUGGAAAUCCAUUUACAAUCUUAUAAUAUCAAUCAUAACCCAUCAUUAAUAUUGGCUAUGAUAAAACCUACAUAUCUUGCAAUCAAAAGCUUCAAAGGUGCGGCUUCUGUUGUAUUUGUUCCUUCAAGAAAACAAUGUGUUGAGAUUGGUCUCGAGUUUUUAAGAUUAGCUGAUGUUGAUGGUAUAUCUUUCUUGCAAGCAGAACUUGAAAAUGCUGAAAAAUUGAUAUCAAAAGUCACAGAUGAAACUUUAGCAACAUUGUUAUCUAAUGGUAUUGGUUUCUUUUACAAGAACAUGAAUAAAACCGAUAGAAAAGUCGUUGAGUAUCUUUUCCAGAAUGAUGUAUUAUCAGUAUUAUUUGCCACAAGGGAUACAGCUUCUUUUGCUCCAUCAGGUGACUUGGUUAUUGUUUUGAGUACUCAAUUUUAUGAAGGUAAAGAACAUCGUUAUAUUGACUAUCCAAUUAAUGAAGUAUUAGAAAUGAUUGGUUGUUCACAAGGAGCUCCAAACCAAACUGAUAAAGUUUUGAUUUUAACUAAUAGUACAAAAAGAGAUUAUUAUAAGAAGUUUUUAAAUGAAUCCUUACCAGUUGAAAGUUUCUUAAAUGUUUUUAUUCAUGAUCAGUUCUUGAAUGAAAUAAGUACAGGUCUGAUCAAAUCAAGACAAGACUGCAUAGAUUGGCUAACAUUUUCGUAUUUCUACAGAAGACUACAAGCAAAUCCAAGUUUCUAUGGUGUCAAGGAUAUUUCUCAUGUUGGAUUAUCAUCUUAUUUAACAGAAUUGGUUGAAUCAAGUUUAAAUGAACUUGCUGGUGCUAAAUUAAUCGAGCUUGAAGAUAAUGACGACGAAGAAGAGGAGGAAGAAGAUGAAUCAGAAGAGAUUUCACCAUUAGAUGGUGCUUUGGUUGCUUCUUAUUACAAUGUUUCAUUUAUCACUAUGCAAACAUUUAUUUUAUCUUUAACCAGAAAAUCAAAAUUGAAAUCAAUUUUAGAAAUCAUAACAUCUGCAUCAGAGUUUGAUGCAUUGCCAAUUCGUCAACAUGAAUCAGCUAUUUUGAACAAGAUUUACAACAGAGUUCCAAUCAAAUCAUCAUCAGAAUCAAACUUUGAAUCACCAUACCUAAAAGCUUUUGUUCUUUUACAAGCUCAUUUUUCAAGAUUAAGUUUACCACCUGAUUUAGCUUCAGAUCAAAAGUUUGUUUUGGAGAAGGUUUUAACUUUGCUUUACACUGCUGUUGAUAUUUUAUCAAGUGAAGGAUAUUUGAAUGCAAUGUAUGCUAUGGAUUUGAGUCAAAUGGUUGUUCAAGCAGUAUGGGAUACAGAUAGUCCAUUGAAACAGAUUCCAUAUGUUGAUAAUGAUAUAAUUGAAAGAGCCCAAAAAUACAAAGUUGAAAGUGUUUUCGAUAUCAUGUCAAUCGAGGAUGAAGAAAGAGAUGAUAUUCUAAGAUUGAGUGAUCGUCCAUUAAACAAGGUUGCAGAAUUUGUUAACAAGUAUCCAAAUAUUGAAAUUACAUACGCAUUGAAUAAAAAUGAACCAAUUUAUUCAAAUGCUUCAAAAAGAAUCCAAGUUAAUGUUACUAGAGAUGAAGAACCUGAAGAUUUGACAGUUUCUGCUCCAUUUUAUCCAUUUGAAAAAAGCGAAAGUUGGUGGGUUGUUUUAGGUGAUUCACAAACAAGACAACUUUAUGCUAUUAAAAAGUUGUCAAUUUCCAAAGAAGAACAACAAGUUAAUUUAGAUUUCACCAUUCCUAAAGCUGGUCAUCAUAACUUAUCAAUAUGGUGUAUGUGUGAUUCUUAUGUUGAUGCUGAUAAAGAAGUUUCUUUCGAAGUUGACGUUGAACAAGGUGAAGAAGAUAGCGAGGAGGAAGAGGAAGACGAAUGA